Mollisia scopiformis is the source of this 4814-nucleotide messenger RNA. Its product is annotated as transcription elongation factor Spt6. Gene Ontology annotation, molecular function: nucleosome binding; histone binding; DNA binding. NCBI's taxonomy places the organism in Eukaryota, Fungi, Ascomycota, Leotiomycetes, Helotiales, Mollisiaceae. The transcript has 4 exons. Gene Ontology annotation, cellular component: transcription elongation factor complex. Bases 351 to 4586 code for a protein of 1411 amino acids. Gene Ontology annotation, biological process: transcription elongation by RNA polymerase II; positive regulation of transcription elongation by RNA polymerase II; mRNA transcription by RNA polymerase II. The record is from RefSeq and is a predicted model, not a curated record.
CAUUGUUUAUUCCUCAUAACUCGACUGUGACCCAACCCAGAGCCCAGCACUCCACUCCGCUCGAGCCCUGUCCCGUCAUGCCACAUAUGUGGCUGAGAAAUGUGGCUGAUAAGGGGCAGAAAGAAGGCGGUGAGAGAAACUAGCGUCAAAGCCUUAGGCUCAUUCCGUAUCGUGAGCUGCAACGCGAUUUCGAUUUUAUAAUUCUCGACACCUUCGAUUCAACGGUACCGUCCGCGCAUGAAGUAUUCACUCUUUUGCCGCAGAGCACACUAAGUUCUCGGCUACUUGAGGACCUCACAGGCUCCCAAAUUUCUUUCUUCAUUCCAAUCUUUAUUCAUACCACCACCAAGAUGAGUAUGCGCGAUCUGAUCAACGGGGAGGCCGAGCUCGACGACGAGGAGAAUGAUGAGUCCUUCGACGAAGAGACUGGGGAGCCGAAGCCUAGGAAGCAGCGACUCAAUGGAGAACUCGAUGAUUCCAGCGAGGAAGAAGAUGAUGACGACGAUGAGGAGGCUGCUCGUGCGGUACGCGAGGGCUUCAUUAUAGAGGAUGAUGAGGAUGAAGAAGCUGAGGCCAGAGAACGCCGUCGCCGAAAGAAGCGCAAUCGAGCCGAACGCGAGCAGGAGGAGGCCGUUUUGGAUGAAGAGGAUUUGGAUUUGAUUGGAGAAGCCAACCCAGAGUGGGAGCGCAAGACAGCAGCACAGCCAAAACUCAAGCGACUCAAGCGCGGCCACCGUGACGAUGGGGACCAGCACCGAGAGCGUGGCCUCGACGAGAUCUUCUCCGAGGACGAGGAACUUGAUGCUGGGCAUGACCUGGAUCGCGGGUAUGCACGACCUGACCAUCACAGAGUUGACGAAUUUGCCGACUUCAUCGAAGAAGACGAUCUCGAAGAUGAGGACGAGAGGCAGAGACAUCAAGAGGAGAUGGAGGUGGCUCGACCACGCGAGCGAGGCUACGUUGGAGGAACUGAAGUCAGUGGGCUGGAUAAGGAUGCGUUGGAAGAUAUGGAGGCCAUCUUCGGGAACGGUGAAGACUAUGACUGGGCACUUGCACUGGAGGAUGAGGCUGAAGUCAGAGAGGCUGGGGACCACAAUCUGGAAUUGAAGGACGUCUUCGAGCCUUCUCAACUUUCAGAGAAGCUUCUCACCGACGAGGACAAUCUGAUACGAUGGGCUGACGAGCCGGAGCGGUUCCAGUUGGAUAGGCUGCCGUACAAGAACCUUACUUUCACGGAUGAGCAAUCCAGAGAGGAAUCUCGAUGGAUCACAAGUCUCAUAUGGCCGAAGAAGCAACUUCAUAGCGAUCUGCAAACAUCCUUCACUCGAGCUAUUGGUAAAGUCUUGGAGUUCUUCGUUGUGGAUGAGGUCGAGGUUCCCUACGUGUUCCAGCACCGCAAGGACUACCUGAUCCAUGCAAUCAAGACACGAGUUCGCGAUUCCAACCCAGCCGACACCGAGGAGUAUCACGUCAAUGCUGAAAAGCUCUUGAAUCAAGAUGAUCUUUGGAGGAUUCUGGAGCUUGAUCUGAAGUUCCGAGCUCUUGUCGAAAAGAGAAACGUCCUCGAGAAGACAUUCGACAACCUGAAAUUAGCGGCCGGAAUCGACGAUCCAGUGGUAGAUGCCAUGCUUCCAAUUGCCCAAACUAUGGAGGAGCUACAGGAUGUCCAAGAUUACAUCUACUUCCACUAUUCAUCAGAGAUCAAAGACGUGGCGGCUACGAAUGGUGAUGCCAAGGAGAAACGACGUCCGGGCGGAAAGACAUCAAUCUACGAUCGCAUCAGAAAGAGUAAGGCGUACGACCUUGUCAAGGCUUACGGCAUAUCACCUGAUCGAGUGGCCCAGAAUGCUUUACGAGAGGCUAGAAAGGAGUACACUGAAGAUGCACCACUCUCCCCAAUCGACCUUGCGGAUUCUUUGAUUAGCGAUAGCGACUUUAACACUGGUGAGCAGGUUUUGCUGGCCGCCCGUCAAAUGUUUGCUGAAGAGCUAUUCAACAACCCGCGCAUGCGAAAGCAUUUCCGGAUGGGCUACUACAUGAUGGGCGUCGUCAAUUGUCAACGGACAGAAAAAGGUCUGCGAAAGAUUGAUGAGCAACAUCCGUACUACGAAUUGAAAUACCUCAAGAACCAAACGUUCAACGACAUCGCUAACAAGCCUGAAAUCUUUUUGAAGAUGCUGAAGGCUGAAGAAGAAGGCCUCCUCGAAGUCAAGGUAGUGAUGCAGAAUGAGCGCGAAUUCCGCAAACAGUUGUUCACGGAAUUUUCUUCGGAGAAUUAUAGCGAGUUGGCAGAUGCCUGGAAUGAUGAGCGCCAGAAAGUUCUCGACUUGGCAUUUUCGAAGCUUGAACGUAUCAUCACAAAAGGCGUCAAGGAGAGCAUGAGAACUGAAUGUCAAGACUCGAUUCUCAAGAUUUGCCGCGAAGAGUAUUCGAAAAAGCUAGAUCAAGCUCCAUAUAAGCCUCAUGGCAUGGUUCUGGGUACAGUUCCUCGCGUCUUAGCACUGUCCAACGGCAAAAGUGAUCCAAGCAGGGAUGCGGUAAACUGGGCUUGGGUGGAGGAAGAUGGGCGAGUCUUGGAGAAUGGACGCUUCGACAGAUUGACUAGAGAUGAGAAGUCGAGGGAGGACUUCGUAGAGCUGGUGCAGAGAAGGAAGCCAGACGUAAUUGGUGUCAGUGGAUUUUGUGUCGAUACUCACAAGCUGGUCACCAGUCUUCGUGAUUUGGUGGCAGAAAAGGGCUUGAGAGGAGCUGAGUUUGAGGAUCCAGACACAGGCGACGACUCGAGCGCCCCACUGGAGAUUGUCGUCGUCAAUGAUGAGGUUGCGCGCCUCUACAAAGACAGUCCACGAGCAUCUAUUGAGCACCCGACCUUCACCUCUCUAACGAAGUAUUGUGUAGCGUUGGCGAAAUACCUUCAAAACCCACUCAAGGAGUAUGCGGCGCUUGGAAAGGAUAUCGUCUCUCUGUCCUUCCAUCCCUGUCAACAACUUCUUCCAGAAGAAAAGCUUCGCAAGCAGCUCGAGACAGCAAUGGUUGACAUGGUCAAUCUAUGUGGGGUUGAUAUCAACGAAGCAAUUGGCGAUCCCUAUACAGCUGCACUGCUACCGUAUAUCUGUGGACUUGGGCCACGAAAGGCAACUGCAGUACUCAAGACCAUCAACGCUAAUGGUGGUGUUGUCAAUACACGCGAUGAGCUUGUGGGUGAUCCGGACAGUGGCAAGCUACCAGUUGUAGGUCCAAGAGUGUGGAACAAUUGCGCGAGUUUCUUGUCUAUUGAAUACGAUAGCUCCAAUCCAACUUCGGACUAUCUCGACAAUACUCGAGUGCACCCCGAGGACUACGAGCUGGGUCGAAAGAUGGCCGCUGAUGCUCUAGAACUGGACGAAGAAGACGUGAAGGCGGAGGUCGACGAGGGUGGUCCAGGUGCUAUUGUACGAAAGCUCAUCAAGGACGACGAGCAAGAGAAGGUCAACGAUCUCAUUCUGGAAGAAUACGCCGAGCAAUUGGAGCGUAACUAUAACCAACGAAAGCGUGCAACACUGGAGACCAUUCGAGCCGAAUUGCAGCUGCCAUACGAAGAGUUGAGAAGAGGAUUUGUCACCUUGACCAGCAACGAGAUAUUCACAAUGCUCUCAGGAGAGACGCGUGAUCAGCUCUGUGAGGGGAUGAUCGUCUCGGUCAAUAUAAGACUCGCUAAGGACGACUUUGUCAUUGUGAAGCUUGACUCGGGCAUGGAAGGCCGGGUUGAGUUGCAAGACGGUUCUGAUAGUGAUAUCCCACUUAGCCGACUUUUCGCCCAAGGACAAACCGCCCAAGCCAAGAUUCUUGACCUUGAUCGUACCAACUUCACUGCGAGGUUGGCUUUGCGUGAGUCGGCGUUGAGACAAAACUAUAAGAAGCGCGUAGAGCACGAACCCGGUUCAUGGGAUGUAGUUCAGGAACAUAAGGAUAAGGAGGAACUUCGCGAGAAGGAUAAGGCGACGGGUCGCACCCAAAGAGUCGUCAAGCAUCCUCUCUUCAAGCCAUUCAACUCCACACAGGCCGAAGAAUUUUUGGGGUCUCAAGCGGUUGGCGAUGCUGUCAUCCGACCAUCAUCCAAAGGCAACGACCAUUUAGCAGUCACUUGGAAGGUCGCCGAUGGAGUAUAUCAGCAUCUUGAUGUCCUCGAGCUGCAGAAAGAGAACGAGUUCUCUGUUGGGCGACAACUACGGAUCGCUAACAAGUUCAACUACAGUGAUCUCGAUGAACUGAUUGUAGACCAUGUCAAGGCUAUGGCCAAGAAAGUGGAUGAGAUGACGCAGCAUGAAAAGUUCCAGUCGGGCAGCAAAGCCGACACAGAACGAUGGUUGACUACCUACACGGAAGCUAAUCCCAAGAGAUCUGUCUACGCUUUCUGCCUCGACACGCGACACCCAGGGUAUUUCUGGCUGUGCUUCAAGGCUGGCCAGGCUGCCAAACCUCAAGCAUGGCAAGUCCGCGUUGUCCCCAAUGCAUACGAGCUGUUGAAGAGCCCGUACCCUGACAUGAAGGCUUUGUGCAAUGGAUUCAAGAUGCGCCAUUCGCAGGGUGAGUCGCGGAGACACUGAAUCAAGUCCUUUCCGUGGCAGAGGAUUGUGGAGGAACGAUAUAAUGGCCCGGGGCAAGACAUAAAAAUGGGUAUUCAUCACAGCAUGAGGUUGGAUGGGGGAGUUAACUUUUAGACUGGCAUGAUGGCACAUUCUUGCACUUGUACCAACAUGCGGUGAUCAUUCAUGGAGCGCAUCGAUCCAUCCAAAAUAGCCUUGAUCUCACAGAAAGGAACAAAUUUUGCCUAU